Camellia sinensis is the source of this 783-nucleotide messenger RNA. Lineage: Eukaryota; Viridiplantae; Streptophyta; Magnoliopsida; Ericales; Theaceae. The record is from RefSeq and is a predicted model, not a curated record.
CAAAUACAUACACAUUGUUUAUUUUUUUGUUUAUAAAGAAAUAUAAUGGCAUCGUCUUUCCAGCUUCCUUUCCUCCUCUUCAUGUUUCUCCAUUUUAUUUUACUGCUAUCUAAACCAGUCCACUGUGAUGGUAUUGAAGAUAGUCUGCUUAACGGUAUCAAUAAUCACAGGAAAAUCUUGAACCUGCAGCUACUCUCAAAGAAUCAUAAAGUGAUGUGCCUUGUCGAGCAAAUAGUUACUAACCAGUUAGACAGCGAAACUUGUACCAACAUGAGGCCCAUCACCAUCGCCACCAUGGGCUCCCACCCUCAACUGCCUACAGACUAUCCCAAUCUUUUGAAAGUGUGCAAAAUAAAAAAUAGCAUGACCAGAGAUGGGGUCAUAUUGCCUAUUUGUGUUGCCAAGAUUGUUGGCACUAGUAUAGCCUGCACAAAUUGUAUGCAAUCGCAAUACUCAAAGUACCUCAGUAGUUCCAAUUACACUAGAGUUGGCAUAUAUUCAGGAGAAACUUGGAUGGUCAUUAUCUUGGCCACGAACGCAUCCACCUUGGUUUCCAAUGUUGGCUUGAGUCACUACUUCUUGUUACUGUUGUUGGAGUUGUUUCUUGUUCUUUUAAACUAGUUAUUGGUAUGGAGUCUAAGUUUUUGUAGUAUGAAAUAAUGUUGGAGGAAGAAGUAUCAGCAAUAAUUCUUUCGAUUUGAGGCUAAGGUUUUGAAAAUAAAUUUUACGUAAAAGUAUGUAAAAGGUCUCAAUUAUUUCAUCAUUUUCGAAAGAAAAGUUAAA